This is a messenger RNA of Syngnathoides biaculeatus (alligator pipefish), 1703 nucleotides long. RefSeq names its product farnesyl-diphosphate farnesyltransferase 1 (gene fdft1). The coding region runs from base 121 to 1368 and encodes 415 amino acids. Gene Ontology annotation, cellular component: endoplasmic reticulum membrane. The record is from RefSeq and is a predicted model, not a curated record. NCBI's taxonomy places the organism in Eukaryota, Metazoa, Chordata, Actinopteri, Syngnathiformes, Syngnathidae. Gene Ontology annotation, molecular function: squalene synthase [NAD(P)H] activity. Gene Ontology annotation, biological process: farnesyl diphosphate metabolic process; cholesterol biosynthetic process. The transcript is spliced from 8 exons.
AGCCGGGAAUUUAACGCCGACCUCCUCUUAUAGCUGCGUUGCUCUUCUUUCUUUUUGUCUCUCUCCAUCUUGUCGUGGAUGGCGAGCGUCCACGCGCAUCUUGCCCGUUAAAGAGUCGUCAUGGAGGUCCUGCAGUCUUUGGGCCACCCGGAGGAGAUCUACAACCUGCUGAAGUUCAAAAUGGGAGGCUGCCGAGCCGUCAUGCCCAAAUUGGAUUACGAGUCCAUGAGCCACAGCCUGCGGACGUGCUACGUGUACCUGAACCAGACCAGCAGGAGCUUCGCGGCCGUCAUUCAGGCCCUGGACGGCGAGCUUAGACACGCCGUGUGCAUUUUCUACUUGGUGCUGCGCGCGCUGGACACGGUGGAGGACGACAUGAGCAUCCCGCUGGACAGGAAGGUCCCCAUGCUGCACCAGUUCCACACGUACCUGUACCAGGACGCCUGGAGUUUCGGCGAGAGCCGCGAGAAGGACCGGCAGGUUCUGGAGGACUUCCCCACGAUAUCUUUGGAAUUCCGAAAUCUGGCUCAAGAGUACCGGGAGGUCAUCACGGACAUCUGCCGCCGGAUGGGAGUCGGAAUGGCCGAAUUCCUGGAGAAGAAAGUCGGAUCCAUGAAGGAGUGGGACAAGUAUUGCCACUACGUGGCGGGGCUGGUCGGCGUGGGCCUGUCCCGCCUGUUCUCGGCGUCGCGGCUGGAGGACCCCGAGGUGGGCUGGGACGCGGACUUGGCCAACUCCAUGGGCCUGUUCCUCCAGAAGACCAACAUCAUCCGAGACUAUCUGGAGGACACGAAGGAGGGACGUGCCUUCUGGCCGCAAGAGGCGUGGAGUCAGUUCGCGGGCCGUCUGGAGGACUUGGCGCAGCCCGAGAAGCUGGAAUCGGCGCUGUCGUGCCUCAACCUCCUGGUCACGGACACGUUGCGCCACGUGCCGGACGUCAUCGCCUACCUGGCCCGCCUCCGCAACCAGAGCGUCUUCAAUUUCUGCGCCAUCCCACAGGUGAUGGCGAUCGCCACGCUGUGCUCGUGCUACAACAACCCGCUGGUGUUCCAGGGCGUGGUGAAGAUCCGCAAGGGCCAGGCCGUCACGCUCAUGAUGGAGGCCACCAACUUGCCGGCCGUGCAGAACAUCAUCGGCCGCUACGGCCAAGAGAUUGCGCGCAAGGUCUCGCCGGGCGACCCCUCGCGGGCCGAGACCCUGCGCGUCCUGGCGCUGAUCCGGGAGAAGUCUCGGCCGUCCGGCCCGCCGGUCAGGAGCCACCACCUGUCGCCCGUCUACCUGUCGGCCGCCAUGCUGCUGGCCGCCGUCAGCUGGCAGUACCUCAGCGCCACGGCGGCGCAGGGUGCCGCCGACGUGCAGGGACGCUAAACCAAAGGACUCGGCUUCGCUUCUCCGCUGGAUGGACACGCAGCGAAUAAGCGCGAGCAGCGGGAGGCGUGGAAGGCCGUUGGAGCGUCGACACUAUUUUGAUAUCCAGUUGAGCGCCGCAACGGAACCGGCGUGCAUCCAAACUUGCCGCCCGGUCUGUACACUGAAUGCGACGCCUCAAAACGUUUUUUUUUUUUUUUUCUUCUUCUGUAUUCGCACGAGGGUGUGCGGGUGCGAGCAGCCGCCUGUAAUUUGCAUUCAUCUGCAGCGCUGAGGCUUUUGCACUGGUUUGUUCUUUGACCUCCACCAGUAAAACAACUAACGUGUGCCUGACA